CCCCCUAGUCUGCUCGGCUGACUGGUCGGGUGGCGGCACGGUGCUCCCAUCCCCGGGGGGCAGGCCCAGGACCGACGCGCGGCAGGAACCAGACCAUGUGGGGGACACGGCUGGCACUGCCGGUGCUGGUGCUGGCCGCCUGCUGUGAGCUCGUGGUCACCCUGCAAUGCUACACGUGUCCCGAGCCCAUCAGCGUGUCCAGCUGCAUCACCAUCGCCACCUGCAACGCCAACGAGACCAUGUGCAAGACCACACUGUACUCCCUGGAGACAGUGUACCCCUUCCUGGGGGACUCCACGGUGACCAAGUCCUGUGCCAGCAAGUGCGUGCCCUCAGAUGUGGACGGCAUCGGCUGGACCCGGCCCGUGUCCUGCUGCAACACUGACCUGUGCAACGUGGAUGGGGCGCCCGCCCUGGGUGGUCCCCGAGGCCUGGCCAGCGCCCUCCUCCUGCUCGCCCCACUCUUGAGCCUCCAUCUCUAGACCCCGGCCCGCAGCCCCGUGUAGCCCAGCCCCCAGCGCCUCUGAAGAAUCAUGGCCCACACCUGCA
Messenger RNA from Cervus elaphus (red deer), 549 nucleotides. It is a transcript of the gene LYPD2, whose product is annotated as LY6/PLAUR domain containing 2. The transcript has 3 exons. Gene Ontology annotation, molecular function: acetylcholine receptor inhibitor activity. Bases 96 to 482 code for a protein of 128 amino acids. The record is from RefSeq and is a predicted model, not a curated record. NCBI's taxonomy places the organism in Eukaryota, Metazoa, Chordata, Mammalia, Artiodactyla, Cervidae.